Molecule: messenger RNA, 465 nt
Organism: Teleopsis dalmanni
Lineage: Eukaryota; Metazoa; Arthropoda; Insecta; Diptera; Diopsidae
Exons: 1
Coding region: 1-465 (154 amino acids)
Source: RefSeq, a predicted model, not a curated record
AUGCAAGACUUAGCAGAUAACAAAGUAACAGAAGAUGUCUUACGUUCACUCUGGUUAAAGCGACUACCAGCCAACGUUCAGUUCGUUCUGUCGGUCAAUGUAGAAAGCAGUCUCACGGCAGCAGCAAAUAUGGCUGAUCGGUUAAUCGAAAUCAAUCCAGUACAAAGUGUCAUGGCCACUAGUAAUGUUAAUGACAUUAUAGUACAUCCAAGUAAAUUUCCUGAUGAUCAACGCACAGAUAGACUGGAGAAAGCAGUACAAGCCUUACAAGAAGCGGUAAAAGAAAUCACCAACAGCAUGAGAAGUCAUGAGCGAACACCAAAUAACAGAGCACGAGCAAGACCUGAGUCUUUCCACCAAACAUUUGCACAGAAUAACAAAAUAUGUUUUUACCAUAAACGUUUUGGCACAAAUGCAAAUAAAUGUGAAGACGGGUGCACAUAUACACAAAAACAGGGAAACUAA